Xylona heveae TC161 is the source of this 508-nucleotide messenger RNA. RefSeq lists its product as hypothetical. The record is from RefSeq and is a predicted model, not a curated record. The coding region runs from base 104 to 457 and encodes 117 amino acids. The transcript has a single exon. NCBI's taxonomy places the organism in Eukaryota, Fungi, Ascomycota, Xylonomycetes, Xylonales, Xylonaceae.
GUCGUGUGUUUGUCAUUAACUUUUUUACUUGACCGCGAUGGCGAAUUGACAAAUGAGCGCACGCAAGCACAAUGUACGAGAUGAAAAGUCACUGACACGAUAGAUGUUUAACACGGAUUUUCGGACAUACACGGCGUUGUUAUUUUUACGAUAUUUCGUUAUGAGUUUCGUUCGAUCUGUAUCUAUAUGUUGCUUACUUGUAUCUAGUGUCUCUCUCUUUUAUCUCUUCUCUUCCAUUAUUCCCUUUUUGUCAUACUGUAUCUUUUUUGGCUCUUUUAUUUUUGGAAACAAGGGCGUGAUGAAUCGCAGGAUACCAUUUUUUGGUUUUAUGUUUAUAUAUCUUAUGUUUUAUUACAAUUCAUGUACGGUAUUGAUACCAAAUACGCUUCUGUGGUGUAUUGUUUUCGCAUACACAUUUCAAACUUGCCCGGUCGACGAAACCACAGACAGCCGCUGACCAAGUGAGAAGGCCCAAUAAACCUGAAAAGUAUAACUAGGCUUCGAGUGC